This is a messenger RNA of Varanus komodoensis (Komodo dragon), 4141 nucleotides long. It is a transcript of the gene CXCL12, whose product is annotated as C-X-C motif chemokine ligand 12. Gene Ontology annotation, cellular component: external side of plasma membrane; extracellular region. NCBI's taxonomy places the organism in Eukaryota, Metazoa, Chordata, Lepidosauria, Squamata, Varanidae. The transcript is spliced from 4 exons. Bases 7 to 300 code for a protein of 97 amino acids. Gene Ontology annotation, molecular function: chemokine activity; CXCR chemokine receptor binding. The record is from RefSeq and is a predicted model, not a curated record. Gene Ontology annotation, biological process: induction of positive chemotaxis; positive regulation of cell migration; cell chemotaxis.
GCGGCCAUGGACAGGACAGCGCGCGCCCUCCUCGCCCUCCUGCUCUUGCUCCUGCUGGGCUCCCUCCGCAGCACCAGGGGAAAGCCCAUCAGCUUGACUUACCGCUGUCCCUGCCGAUACUUCGAGAGCAACAUUGCCAAGGCCCACAUUAAGCACCUCAAAAUCCUGACCAUCCCCGGCUGUUCUCUCCAGAUUAUUGCAAGACUGAAAAAUAGCAGCAAGCAGAUCUGCAUUGAUCCCAAGUUAAAGUGGAUUCAUGAGUAUCUGGAGAGAUACCUACAAAAGAGACACAGGAUGUAAGGGGCAAGCAUUACCACAGGAUGCCUUGCUGUAGAAGCCAGAAAGCAGCUUUCCCACUUUUAGGGAAGCAUGAUAAAGAUGAGCAUCUUUAUCGCACAGCGCAAAGCAAUGCUUCAUGCACUUCUCGAGUCUCUCCUUUGCCCAGAAAGCCUUUGUCAGUAUUAUGUGAUUGAGCAGGAAUGUCUGGUAUAGCUGGAUUUAUGACUUCCCACUCGGGCUAGUGGCAGAAAGUCCAAUGAAGCAGGCUUUCUGUUCUGUUCUGCUGUGCAAGAGCCUGGCUCUCACUCCUUGCACCAGGAAUUUCCCUGCAGGCUGUGCUGAAUUGGGGGUGGGACUUGAAUAGGGUUUUUCAGGUAGCAGGGCUAAGCUGCAAGAUGAAGCAUCGAUUGUAUGCAGUCGCGAAUUGUAUAUUCCACAGAUGUGAGGACACAUACUGCUCAGGAGGGAGGGAGGCAGGGAGGGAGGCAGGGAGGCAGGGACGGAGGGAGGGAGGACGCUGACACAGAUGGGCCCAAAGAACCGGGGUCCCACUAGGAUGGUGAGUGAUGAGCACAACCAGAAUUUCUGUGCAUCCUUAUUCAGAACAGUAGAAUCGGUUCAUUGAUCUUUUGGGUCGCUUUUGUCAGAGGAAAGUGGAUUUUAUUAUGGGAACUGUUGUGUGUGAGCUGUCAGCUUACAGGUUUCAGAUGUGGGAACUUCUGUACUCUGGAACAGAUGUUUUGUAGUACCAAUGGCUGCAAAAGUUGCUGCAAUUAACUCUGUGUGCUUUGGUUCCCACAUGUCCAAAACAGCAGACAACUGUGGUAAAAAUUACUCCUGAGGUCAAACCGCAAGCCGUCUGCCAUACUUGGCACACGAAGGGAUGGGGUGGGAGUGAAUUACAACAAAGGAAGAGAUUAUUCAACUUUCUUGCAGAAACCGUGGUUCCAAUUCAGAUCAGAACUUCUGCCUACUUUUAAAUAAAUAAAUUCAUUUGGAGGUGCACACUAAAUAUUUAAUAUAAUGAAUGGUUUGACUUUGCCAAAGCUGUCUGCUCAGAUGUUUUUGACUAAAACUCCCAUCAGCCCCGGCCAGCAUGGCCAAGAGGCCAGCACAAUGACCUCCUGGGGGUGCCAAUUGGGCUGCUCCAUUGGGCAUUCAGGUCCGGGGUAACACAGGCAGCUGGGUACAGGCAGCUGGACGUGGGGACACAAAUGGCCAACGUGCCCCCAUGUGUUAAAUAUUUUGCACAUCUGUUUCUGAAUCCAGCACAGACAGAACUUGCAGCCCAAAGUUCCCCAGAGCAAAAGCAUUCUCAUCCACUUGCCUCAUCCCUGUCGCUUGUUAAAGGCGAAAUGUGCUCAGCCAGCCGGCCCUCGUCGGCACCCAGGCUUCCCGGGGAAGCUGAUUCCAUGCAGCUGCAGCCAGCUAGAGCAGGGCAGGUUUCCGCUGGACUAGCACCCACGUGCCACGCCUGGAGCGCAGCAAAGUGCUUGCUCCAGCGUGAUCCUGGAGUUUGUAAAUGAUGGAGAUGGGCUACGAGGCCUUGCACACUUCCCCCACGGUGCUCCUGGGUGCCUGCUUCUCCGUCCUUUGAAUCAGCCGGGGCCGCCCCUGGAAUUCACUGGAACAGAGCAGGGCUUCUGCCAUUUAACGUGGCUCAGCCUGGCGGGUGCUCCAUGCAAGCAGCCCAACAAGCAGCAGGGCUUUCUGCCUUUGGCCGUGCAAGCCCAGAACUAGGUUCUGAGAAACCACGGGCAGAAAGAACAGCCUGUGCGGUGUGUUCACGGAGCCAUGAUUGCAUGGGGCGAGAACCCAAGUGGGGCUGGGUGCCGCAGGGCCCCCCAUGCCACUCCCCUUCUCGCAUGAGCAACACAGCCGGACAGGGCACCCCCUCCUGCUCUGGGGGUCCCCCUUCCAGCAGGAGGGGAAGGUGCCCGACGGGCUCCAUCGCUCCUCUGCUACACGGUGCGCCCAUUUGCCAUCACCUUUACUAAGCUGAGUAAGAGCAAAAUUCAGGUAGAAGAUGGGGUCUGACUUGCAGCAGAAAAUAAGAAAUAGCACACCAGAUACUUGCUGUUUUGAGAAAAGAGAGUAAGUUUUCUGUAAAUUUGCUCUGGCUGGAGGUUAGAGAAAUCACAAGAUAUGGGGCAAGAAUGACAAAAGCUUUAUUUUUGCCAAAUUUGCAUCUGUCCUGGCAUCAAGAUUUGUUUCUGGUCUAAAGGAUAUACGAUGAAUACCUGGUAAGAUGUUCUUGUUGUAAUUCUACAGACAUUCACUCUCGGCCAACUGAGCUCGAUGCAGCUGACUUCUGAGUACUGAUGUGAAGAAUUGGGUUGAUAAUGGGAAUUGGUAACAAGUACAUUUGGAACCGGGCUCAUUAUUGGCUGCAUUAAUUUGUGUUUUUGCUUCCACUGAUGCUGUGCUUCACAGAAUAGUUCAGGAUUCAGGAACUAUCCCAAUAUCUGCAGGUACAGGUUGAAUGCAGGUAUUUCAAGCAGACAGGUGCAAAAUCCAUCUCCUCUGCAGACUGCCUGAUGUUUAUGGUAGGACUAGAAGCCUGUAACUGAGAGGAACUAAAUAUUUUCUACUGGAUCCAGACUUAAGCACAGAGUGCUGAAAUCCAGAGGACAUAAGUUAGUCAUGAUUAAGUCCCACUGAUUUCAAUGUUUGAAUAUGGCUGAAUCUAACUAAAUUUAGGCUGAAUUCAAAAGAUACACCCAAGGUGCUGUCCCCCAUAAUAAUGAAAAUCCAAAGGGUGUUCUUAGGUUGCACCCCAAGGGUGAGUGGGAGCUGUGGAGGAGGGCAGCUGAAAAAGAGGGGGUGCGGGAGCAAAAGGGAAAGCACCUCCUUUGGACACCUCCCCGGGGUCCAAACCGGGGUCAGCAGUAGUGGCCCAAAAACUGAAGCAGAGUUCAAGGCCAACCAAAUGCCGCAUCAGGGCUCUAACGUGCUCGCCAGCCAAUGCCGUGCAGCCCCGUGCGGAGUACGCAGGGGAUCCCCGAAAUGAGGGGUGCUCCAAGCAUCCCUCUGCCCUGGUGCUCGCAGGCUUCCCCUCGUGCUCAGCCCUGUCACAGAAAGCAAGCCAGGAGAAAGUCCCGAAAUGCUCCCAGGACACAGGCUGCAGCCCUGGCAGCCUCCUCCUCCUGACGUGGAAGGGGGUCCUGCUGGCACAGCAGCCAUGCAAGUUUGUUUCCUGGCGAGCCUUGGAAAGUUGGGCAUGCUCCUCAGGAACCCAGGCAGGGCCCCAACGAAGCGGGCUAGAUCCUGGGGAGCUGAGCCCAGGGGCUCUGGCAGAGUCACACCCACAGCCAGAUUCCUUGCGCAUCAGCCGGGUCAGGUGCACAUCGCAACCCUCGAAGGUUUGCAAGCUGUUGCAUUAGGACACCGGCCCAGGUCCGAGGCUGGGUGGCUCUCUCCUUCGGGGCCGUCCUUGUGGCCAAACCAUCUUGCGCAGCCCGCAGUGUCUCAGACACAGAAUGGGCACAGGUGCAUCAUGCCGAACCUUUCCUUGUCAUCCUACCUUCCGCCCAUCUGUGUGAUCCAUAGCAGUGCUGAGAAUAUUGGGAAAUGUGUCCGCAGAAGGCUCUGUGCCGGGCAGAGUAGCUGCGAUCCAGCUGGGUCACAGGAGCUUGAGGAUACGGAUGGUUUUCAGGGUGGCCAGAGGGCGGUGCACACUGACUGCUUGCGUGUGCUACUGCACACCCGUGCCCACGGACCUUCCCAGAAUAAUGUGAAAAAGACUGAAUGGAAGACCAUUUUAUAACUACUUCAUGCUGUGCAUUCAUUUUUUAUUUUUGUUACUUUGACAAAGCAUGUAAGCACUUACGAUUUUCCUAAUAAAAUCUAUAUUCGGAUGCCA